AUGGAAGAAGAAACAUGUGAGGUGCGUUCAGAAGAUGAUAAAGCUCUUGCUGAGAAAAGCAAGAAAAGGAUAGUGAAGACACGUGCUCAGGUUGAUGCUUUGGAAAAAUUUUAUGAUGAACACAAAUAUCCUACGGAAUCGAUGAAAUCGCAACUUGCAGAGUCAUUAGGACUGUCAGAAAAGCAAAUUUCUGGAUGGUUUUGCCACAGAAGGUUGAAGGACAAGAGAUUAUUGAAUGGGGAACCAUCUGCAAUCGGGAGACAAGAUCGUUCAAGUGGGAUUAUACAGGAUGGUGGCAGUGGAUUUAAGCAAGACUCCUUAGGUAGCACUAAACUGGGAGAAGAUAGGAUAUUUGACACCAAAGAAGUUGAAAGUGAAAGGUUAGCCGGCCAAGAAUUUUCUGCUGCUGACCUGAGCUCGAAGUACCUAACACCAAAGUUUCCUGUGGAUACGAAGGAUGUUAAAGUUCGGUCUGGCCCAUCAGGUUAUUUAAAAGUGAUAGGUCACGCUGAAAACGCUGCUAUUAUUGCUGUAAAAAAGCAGCUGGGAAGUCAUUACCGGGUAGAUGGUCCGCCACUUUGUAUUGAAUUUGAUCCACUUCCACCUGGUGCAUUUGAGUCUUCAGAGCAGGAACCAGAUAAUGAACCUUAUUAUGCUGGAGAACGAGUUCUUCAGUCCACUCCUGAUGGUCCAAAAAUCCAGAAGUGUCCUAAUUUCAGAGAGGGAUAUGAAUACAAUUACACUGGCUCUCGUGACACUGGCAUGGAUGGAACAAAUUUUAGAAUGAUGCGUGAGUCUGAAAUUUCUGGAAGUUACCUCCAGCAGAAGUUGAAGAUGGAGACUAAUACGUUGGAUCCUAGGAUUAAUUCGCCAGUGCAUUUUCCUGAAGCUUCUAGAAGUUAUAUGCCAGACUAUGACAGUAGAGACAGUUAUCGAAAGAGGCCCCGACAUAGUAUUGAAGUGAUGAGAAUGGAAUCUGUUUCUAGCCAUCCUCAUCUGCAAACCUAUGGUGGGAAAGUGAGAGGGGAAUGGACUGAGCCCUUGUUCAAUAAGUAUAAUGACGUUGGCCCAAAGGUUUCCCGUGGAGGAAACAUUGAAUACACUCCAUCAAAUUUUACCAUUAAGGGAAACGAAUAUCACAAUUCCAAAGACAAAGGAAUGCCAAGAACGAUAAAGGAUGCCGAAGUUUACAGGGAGAGAAUAACGAAUGAAAUUUCUGAGCUGGAUGGAGUUAAAAUUCCCCCGAAGAAUGGAAUGAGUAAUUCAAAAAGAGUUAGAGACGGAUUUUCUCAGCAACUGAAUAGGAAGAAACUGUCUGUGAUAGAUACCCAUCCAUGCACAUAUCAACUCCCAAGGUCUGUGGCUGAGAUUCCGUCUAGUUUUAGUGAAGACGAUGGAGGUGCAGAAACGAGUUCCAUGGAUUGA
Molecule: messenger RNA, 1425 nt
Organism: Fraxinus pennsylvanica
Lineage: Eukaryota; Viridiplantae; Streptophyta; Magnoliopsida; Lamiales; Oleaceae
Source: the annotation of a GenBank genome assembly